GGGUGAUGACGUCGCCAGGAAAAGCGAGCGGCGGUGGCUGUGCUGCUGCUGUUGUCGCGCUGGUUCUGCGUCCAGCCUGCCUGCUGUGGAGUGGACUGGGACCUGAAGGAUGUUGGAGUGACCAUCAUGGGCCAUGCCCUAUGUAUCUGCUCAAGGGGGACUAUCACCAUCAAUAACAAACGUUACCUUUUAAUCCAUAGACUUGGGGAAGGUGGCUUCAGCUACGUGGACCUUGUAGAGGGGCUGCAUGAUGGACGCUUCUAUGCACUGAAACGCAUCAUAUGCCACGACAAGGAUGAUCGCCAGGAAGCCACCCAUGAGGUCGAGAUGCACCAGCUCUUUGAUCACCCAAAUAUCUUGCCUCUCUGUGCAUAUGCCAUGGUGGAGAAAGGAUCCAAACAUGAGGCGUGGCUGCUACUGCCCUUCCUCAAGAGAGGGACCCUCUGGCAGGAGGUUGAAGCUCUUAAAGACAAAGGUGUUUUCAUGUCUGAGGAACGAAUCCUUACCAUCCUUCACGGUCUCUGCCGGGGCUUGCAGGCCAUUCAUAACAAGGGUUAUGCACACAGAGAUCUGAAACCUACAAAUGUGUUGCUGGAUGACGAUGACCAACCAUUGUUGAUGGACCUAGGCUCUAUGAAUCAGGCACACAUUGAGGUGCGGAGCUCACGGGAAGCCAUGACUUUGCAGGACUGGGCUGCUCAACGCUGCACUAUCUCUUACCGAGCACCAGAACUUUUCACUGUUGAACGUGACUGCAUUAUUGAUGAACGUACCGACAUCUGGUCCUUAGGCUGUGUUCUGUACUGUAUGAUGUUUGGUGAGGGGCCUUAUGACAUGAUCUUCCAAAAGGGGGACAGUGUGGCCUUGGCUGUGCAGAAUGAUCUCAGUGUACCCCAGAAUACCAGGUACUCACCUGCCUUGGAACGUCUCCUCUCCUCUAUAAUGAUAGUGAAUCCUCAGCAGCGCCCAUACAUUGCUGACAUCAUCUGCCAGCUUGAAGAGAUACAGCCACCCCCUGCUGGACAGGACAACACACGCAUCUGAGCCCACUGAAUAUUUGGAAGAGAUAGGGUCAGGAGAGGAGCUGCAGCCCAGAUGGGACCUCAAGAGGUUAAGUUCAAAGCCAAGACAUAUUUCUGUUCUCUGCUUGACACCUUCCUUCAGGCACUCUUCCACAGUGGGGCCACCUCUUGCUUUGGGAUUGUUAUAAUUUGGCCUUGUCAUUUUCACUGGUGCCCUAGCAUGCAUUUCAAGAAUCUUACUGGGUCUCAACUUGUCUGUUGGCAGCUUGCUCCCCCCCCCCCCACCAAAUAGGAUGCUGUGCAAGGCAUCCAAGAUACCUCAUCCGUUGGGGGAAAGAUGGCCCCAUUAAGUUUUUAAAAACUUAACUAUAGCUUCUAAUUAUUGUUGGGCUGGUGCCCUAUUUAUUUUGGUGCAGGCACACCCUCAGUGCCUGUGUGUUGAAUAAAGUCUUUACAAUAUA
Messenger RNA from Sceloporus undulatus (fence lizard), 1483 nucleotides. RefSeq names its product serine/threonine kinase 16 (gene STK16). The record is from RefSeq and is a predicted model, not a curated record. Gene Ontology annotation, molecular function: protein serine/threonine kinase activity; ATP binding. Gene Ontology annotation, biological process: protein phosphorylation. Gene Ontology annotation, cellular component: Golgi apparatus; cytoplasm. The transcript has 8 exons. NCBI's taxonomy places the organism in Eukaryota, Metazoa, Chordata, Lepidosauria, Squamata, Phrynosomatidae. Bases 127 to 1044 code for a protein of 305 amino acids.